AUGUCUAACCUCAUCGAUGCCGACGCGGGCACCGAGCGCUUCAGCGGCUAUGAGGCCGAACUAAAGCUGGUACAAGCCGACCUCAGCCAGCAGAUAGAGCAGAUCAAAGAAACGACUGGCGAACCCAGGAAGGCCGCCAUCAGUAGGGCAGAGCGUGCGCUGGAGGAGGCCGAGGAGUUGAUUGGCCAGAUGCGCCUCGAAAAGUCCAACAUUCCCGCCAAUCUCAAGUCCAAGUACAACGCGCGCUUUCGCAACUUUGAGCACGACCUCGAUACCAGCAAGCGCAAGCUGCAAACAUACACCUCGGACCGCUCCAAGCUCUUUGGCGACCGCUACACCGACAAUCCCGAUGGCGGCGACGCUCAACUCGAGCAGCGCCAGCAACUUCUCUCUGGCACAGAUCGCUUGAACAGGUCGAGCAACAGGCUGAGGGAGAGCCAGCGGAUUGCGCUCGAGACGGAGCAGAUUGGCGCUAGUACCCUCGGUGACUUGCACAGGCAGAGGGAGCAAAUCACGAACACAAGGGAGAGGCUGCUCGAGAGCGAGGGAUACACCGAUCGGAGUAUCAAGACUCUAAGGGGCAUGGCGAGGCGGAUGGCCACGAACCGCAUCAUUACCAUUGCCAUUAUAACUGUCCUGGUGCUACUCAUCAUCGCCGUCAUUUUCAGCAAGUUCAGAUGA
Molecule: messenger RNA, 681 nt
Organism: Bipolaris zeicola 26-R-13
Lineage: Eukaryota; Fungi; Ascomycota; Dothideomycetes; Pleosporales; Pleosporaceae
Exons: 3
Coding region: 1-681 (226 amino acids)
Biological process (GO): macroautophagy; vesicle fusion with Golgi apparatus; intra-Golgi vesicle-mediated transport
Cellular component (GO): SNARE complex; Golgi apparatus; endoplasmic reticulum membrane
Molecular function (GO): SNARE binding; SNAP receptor activity
Source: RefSeq, a predicted model, not a curated record